Messenger RNA from Ichthyophthirius multifiliis, 657 nucleotides. RefSeq lists its product as hypothetical. The record is from RefSeq and is a predicted model, not a curated record. Gene Ontology annotation, molecular function: calcium ion binding. Gene Ontology annotation, cellular component: synapse; neuron projection; nucleus. NCBI's taxonomy places the organism in Eukaryota, Ciliophora, Oligohymenophorea, Hymenostomatida. The transcript has 2 exons. Gene Ontology annotation, biological process: regulation of cytosolic calcium ion concentration.
AUGAAUUCAUCAACUAUGCGUUCUUCAUCAAAUCGUCCAAUAAAUGGAUUUUGUACAAUAGAUGGAGCAAAAGCCGUAGCUAAACGUUUCUUUGAAGAUUACGAUAAAGGAAAUAAAUAAAGAUUAGAUAAUGUAGAUGUAUGUCCAAUUAUAAUUGAAGUUUAUAAGGCUUUUAAUUAAUUUUAUACUCCUUCUGGUGAAGAUGUUAAAUCUUAUCAUAGAGUUUUGGAUGGAAAUGGUGAUGGAUAAGUUACUUAUUAGGAUAUAGAAGAUAUUUGUAUUAGGUAUUUGUGCGGCGGAUAAAGCUAAGAGAAUAGAGAGGUUAUCAAAAGAGCAGCAAAACCUAGAUAUACACCAGAAGUUGAAUAAAGGUUAAAUGUAGCUAGAAGACUUUUUAAAAGAUUCGAUACUGAUGGAUCUGGUUAAUUGAAAGAAAAUGAAAUAGCAAAUCUUUUAGUCGCUACUUAUGAGGAAAUGGGAAUAAAGGGAGUUACUGUGAGUGCAGAAGACGUUGAAAUAUGGCUAGAUAUGGCAGAUUCUAAUAGAGAUGGGGGUGUUUCUUUAGAAGAAUAUGAAUAAGUUGUAAUUAAAUCUUUAAUUAAAAUGGGAAUUAAAGUUGAAAAUGAAUAAAUGGUGAUUUGAUUUUAUUAAUAUUUA